Messenger RNA from Penicillium soppii, 276 nucleotides. RefSeq lists its product as uncharacterized. The transcript has a single exon. The coding region runs from base 1 to 276 and encodes 91 amino acids. Lineage: Eukaryota; Fungi; Ascomycota; Eurotiomycetes; Eurotiales; Aspergillaceae. The record is from RefSeq and is a predicted model, not a curated record.
AUGUCUCGCCGUCGAACAUCACAAAGCGAAAUGAAUGAAGCAGUCGCCUAUCCCUUUUCUAUGUCCGCUCCACAACCAUCCGCCCACCCUCCCCCUCCCUCUCGCGGUCCCAUCGAAGGCCCCAAUGGCCGUCGCCUCAUCCGCCGCGUCACAUGGCGCUCUUCAACAUACAAAAUCAUGGCCUCCCUCUGGGUUCUAGCUGUCCUCUAUAUCGUCUGGCUAGUCCGUGACCUCUUCUACCAACCCAUUCCCACCGAAAAGCCCAUCAAACCCUAA